Lactuca sativa (garden lettuce) is the source of this 3012-nucleotide messenger RNA. RefSeq names its product dynamin-related protein 3A. Lineage: Eukaryota; Viridiplantae; Streptophyta; Magnoliopsida; Asterales; Asteraceae. The record is from RefSeq and is a predicted model, not a curated record. Gene Ontology annotation, cellular component: cytoplasm; membrane; microtubule. Gene Ontology annotation, molecular function: microtubule binding; GTPase activity; GTP binding.
GUUCAUGAUGUAAAAUUAGUCCAGCUCUUGAGUUGCUAACUUUAGGGGAAAUCGACUUUCAAGCUGGCUUGGGCGCUAAUCAAAACACCUCCACACGUCUUUCCCUCUCUCUCUAGAAUCUCCUUUUCAAACAUACUCUCUCUCCUCCACCCUUCCACCCUACAACCUUAGGGUUUCAUCAUCCUCACCAAAUUCCAGUUCGAUCGAUCUUCAUCCCAAUGGGCGACGAACCAGUGGUUCCUUCCACGUCUCAACAGCAACAACCUCCACCGCCAACUAAUGCCAACGCCGCUCCGCUUGGCCACAACGUCAUCCCAAUCGUCAACAAGCUUCAAGAUAUAUUCGCUCAACUCGGAAGCUCGUCCACUAUCGAGCUCCCUCAGGUUGCCGUUGUAGGUAGCCAGAGCAGUGGUAAAUCUAGUGUGCUUGAAGCUCUUGUAGGCCGUGAUUUUUUGCCUAGGGGUUCCGAUAUCUGUACGCGCCGACCUCUUGUGCUUCAGCUCCUUCAGAUCAAGCGGAAGCCCGAUGGGACAGAUGAAGAGUACGGUGAAUUUUUGCACGUACCGGGGAAAAAGUUCUAUGAUUUCAAUGAAAUUCGUAGAGAAAUUCAGGCUGAGACUGACAGGGAAGCAGGAGGAAACAAGGGUGUUUCUGACAAGCAAAUCCGUUUAAAGAUUUUCUCCCCUAAUGUUCUUGACAUAACUCUGGUUGAUUUACCUGGCAUAACAAAAGUUCCUGUGGGUGAUCAGCCCUCUGAUAUUGAAGCUCGCAUCAGAACAAUGAUAAUGUCAUACAUUAAGACUCCCAGCUGUUUGAUUCUUGCUGUGACACCAGCAAAUUCAGAUCUUGCCAACUCAGAUGCCCUUCAGAUUGCUGGAAAUGCUGAUCCAGAUGGUUACCGAACAAUUGGUGUGAUAACAAAGUUGGACAUCAUGGAUAGAGGUACAGAUGCUCGUAACUUUUUGCUUGGAAAAGUUAUUCCCCUAAGACUUGGUUAUGUGGGUGUUGUCAAUCGUAGUCAAGAGGAUAUUAUGCUUAAUCGAACAAUUAAAGAUGCACUUGUGGCUGAGGAGAAGUUCUUUCGCAGCCGUCCGGUUUAUAAUGAGCUUGCUGAUCGAUGUGGUGUGCCUCAACUAGCAAAGAAGUUGAACCAGAUUCUGGUGCAACAUAUCAAAACAGUGCUACCAGGGUUGAAAUCACGCAUUAGUGCUACAUUAGUUUCAGUGGCAAAAGAGCAUGCUAGUUAUGGAGAGAUCACAGAGUCAAAGGCAGGCAUGGGAGCUCUUCUUUUAAAUAUUCUUUCAAAGUAUUCAGAAGCCUUCUCAUCAAUGAUUGAGGGAAAGAAUGAAGAGAUGUCCACAUCUGAGCUCUCUGGAGGAGCAAGAAUACAUUAUAUUUUCCAGUCAAUAUUUGUGAAGAGCUUGGAGGAGGUUGACCCUUGUGAGGAUUUGACUGAUGAUGACAUUCGCACAGCUAUACAAAAUGCAACUGGACCAAGAUCUGCAUUGUUUGUGCCAGAAAUUCCUUUUGAAGUUCUUAUAAGAAGACAAAUUGCUCGGUUAUUAGAUCCAAGUGUUCAAUGUGCAAGAUUUAUUUAUGAUGAGUUAAUUAAGAUGAGUCAUCACUGUAUGGUGAAUGAGCUACAGAGGUUUCCUGUUCUGAGGAAACGAAUGGAUGAUGUAAUUGGGAAUUUUUUAAGAGAUGGCCUUCAACCUUCCGAAACUAUGAUUGGACACAUUGUUGAAAUGGAGAUGGACUAUAUAAACACUUCACACCCGAAUUUUAUUGGUGGGAGUAAAGCUGUUGAAACAGCAAUGCAGCUGGUGAAGUCUUCUAAAAUUACAACCACAAAUUCAAGGCAAAAGGAUGCUGCUGAUGACAAAGCACCACAAUCUGAAAGAGGCAUCAAGUCACGUGCAAUUCUUGGUAGACAGGUCAAUGGAAUUGUCACAGAGCAGCAUAAUCAGCCUGGGUCUCGUCCAGUUGGCGAGGUUGAGAAGCCGACAUCUGGAAGCACAAGCUGGGGGAUCUCAUCAAUUUUUGGUGGGUCAGAUAACAACAGAAUGUCCGUUAAAGACAACUCUUCAAGCAAACCAUUUAAUGAACCUGUUCAUACCAUCGAUCAUAUGGAUUAUUCAUCUUCAAUGAUCCAUUUAAGGGAGCCACCAACGGUUUUGAGGCCAUCUGAUGCGAAUUCUGAUCAGGAGGCUAUUGAGAUUAACGUUACGAAAUUGUUGUUGAGAUCUUAUUAUGAUAUUGUCAGGAAGAACAUUGAGGAUUAUGUGCCCAAAGCCAUCAUGCACUUUUUGGUUAACCAUACAAAAAGAGAGUUGCACAAUGUCUUCAUUAAAAAGUUGUACAGAGAUGAUUUAUUCGAACAAAUGUUACAAGAACCCGAUGAAGUUGCCACAAAGAGAAAACGCACCCGUGAUCUCCUCCGUGUCCUUCAACAAGCUUUUCGUACAUUGGACGAAUUACCACUAGAAGCCGAAACAGUGGAACGAGGUUACAGUCUGACCAAUAAGGAUCCGACAGGUCUCCCAACAUCAUCAAUGUAUUCUUCCGGAAGCAGUUCAAUGGACUACACAGCUUCCCCCAAGAAUCAAAGAUCACGUAGCAAGUCUUCUAAUUCCGGGGAAUUGAAUUCCAAUUCCUCCUUUUAUGGGAAUUCAGAAUACUACAACGGGAACAAUCGCAAUUCCCUUCUUGGACUUUACCCAACUUCCGAUCUUUAAACUACACAAACUCAUGCUACAAGUACAACACAAGAGAUAUGCAUUAGAGAUGUAGACUCGUUAUUCUUUUUCUUAAAAUUACGAUAUAGUGCAUUGUUUUAUUAAGCUCCAGUGAGCGAGGUGCUGGGGCGAUUCUGUCUUUUUGAUCAUCCAUAAAUUCCACAUUUUUGAGGAAGUCUAUCGAAUAUCAACUGUUUGGGAAUGUUGAAUUAAUGUACAGUGAUUUGCAUUUUUCGGUUCUUUGUAAUAUGAAUGGGUGUGGGUUUCCUUUUUUUUA